Molecule: messenger RNA, 659 nt
Organism: Drosophila serrata
Lineage: Eukaryota; Metazoa; Arthropoda; Insecta; Diptera; Drosophilidae
Source: RefSeq, a predicted model, not a curated record
ACUGAGAUUGCCACAACACCGUUUCCGUCAACAGUCCAAGCAUGUUCUCCGCUAAGAGCUCCGUAAUUGUGGCCGUGAUCCUCGUCCAGCUGGUCGCCUUCAUCCAGGGUGGCAUCUACAGCACGGAUGACAAGUGGGUAGUUGUGGACAAGACCGUAGAUCUGCCGGAGGAAGCAGUGUUCGGCGGCUUUGAUCCCGAGGGCUACUACAACUACGUGGGUCGUGUGGUGUAUAGCAGCAAUAUCCUGCCGGCUCGAGUGGUUCCAGAGCUGGGAAGGGCCAACUACAACACCGACACUUUGGGCAACCAGGCCACAUCCUACGAGGUGCUGGUGGGCAAUGCCACCGUUAGCUACCACUGGAUCCGCAGCUUCGAUGGUUUCCGGGAGAAGAACGCCGUCUCCGUGGGAACGAAUGCUGUCAACGAUCGCGUCUUCAUCUGCCGCGUUCGCUGCGAUGAGGCACUCUUCAUUGGAACUCUGUAUCUGAACAAGAGGAUGUGCAUCGUGAAGCAUGAGAACCUGCCACUCCGCCAGUUCGACAAGUACGAGAUCCUGGUCAGGGAACGCCAUGUGAUUGACUAUGUUCCAUACCUAAUGUAGAUUCGCCUACUGUGCUGGGAGUAAAAUCUAAUCAAAUAAAUAUUUAUUGAACGAAAA